AUGGAGCAAGAGACGCCUCAGAAUGACAAAAAUGGUAACGCUUUUCCGGCAAAGCAGUUGCCACCGAUAAAUUCAUCAAAGCAGCGGAAAACGAAAAAAUUCAUACUCUCCAAAUACACCAUAUAUGAGACCAAGGAUCGCAUGUACAUUGUGGGGAGUAACAAGCGGGAAACGAUGUUCCGAAUUUUAGAGAUAGAUCUCUCGGUUCCGAACAGUGAUUUAUCGGUGCUGGAAGACAACGUUUUCUUUACCAGGUCCGAAAUCAUGAAUGUCUUGGCGGCCCUGGAGGAGGCCAAUGACGAAGGGCUAAACAAGAGAUUGACUGGCUACGGUUUGUUGGGCUUCAUUAGGUUCACUGACUGCUAUUAUCUGAACGUUAUAACUAGAACAAGUCAGGUUGCCGUUUUAGGGGGCCACUGCAUAUACCAUAUUGACGAAACUGAACUGGUACCGUUGUCGAAUUCGUACAAGAAUCCAGACAAGUACUCAGCAGAAGCAAGGUUUCUCAGUACUUUUUUGAACCUAGAUUUGAGCAAGACAUUUUAUUUCAGCUACACAUAUGACAUCACCAAUACGUUGCAGACAAAUAUUUUGCGAGAGAAAUUGAAAGCUGUAGAUCGAGCCGAUCUUUCAAUACCGACAGGUAUACCAGACUACAACGAAAUGUUCAUGUGGAACAGUAACCUUUUGAAACCCGUCUUCCCCUGUAUAGAUACCGUUUACGACUGGUUUCAGGCCAUGGUUCACGGUUUCAUUGACCAGGUGAAUGUACUGAUCUGGGGUAGAAGCGUUUAUGUUACACUAAUUGCGCGACGGUCUCAUCAUUUCGCUGGAGCAAGGUAUUUGAAGAGGGGUGUCAAUAAGCAAGGCUAUGUUGCGAACGAAGUUGAGACAGAACAAAUUGUCUCAGACAUGAUUUUGACGCCAUUCCAUCAGCCCGACAACGGCUACUUUGAUAGCGACCGAUACACUUCGUUUGUUCAACAUCGAGGAUCAAUACCCUUGUGCUGGUCACAAGAGGCUUCCAACCUGACGGCUAAACCUCCUAUUCAAGUCAAUGUAAUAGAUCCUUUCUUCAGCUCGGCUGCUUUACACUUUGAUCGGCUGUUUCAGCGGUACGGUGGCGGGUCAAUACAAGUCUUGAACCUCAUCAAAACCAAAGAAAAGAAUCCCCGAGAAGUAAAGUUACUGAGCGAAUUCGAACAGUGCAUUAACUACCUUAAUUCGUUUCUGCCGGAAGAGAAAAAAAUCAAAUAUACUUCAUGGGAUAUGAGUAGAGCCUCGAAGUCUCACGGUCAAGUGGUCAUUGAGUUCUUGGAACGUUACGCCGUCAAUACCGUUGAGACGACUGGGAUUUUUCAUAAUGGGCGCGAUUUUAAAACUACUAAAAUUCAAGAGGGCAUUUGUAGAACUAAUUGUAUCGAUUGUCUUGAUCGAACGAAUGCUGCACAGUUUGUGAUAGGAAAGAGGGCGUUAGGUGUGCAGCUCAACGUCCUGGGAAUUGGCGAUAAUUCAUUCCUAGAGUAUGACUCAGAUAUUGUGCACAUUCUCACUGAACUAUUUCAUGACCACGGAGAUACAAUUGCUUUACAGUACGGGGGCUCACAUCUUGUAAACACUAUGGAGACUUACAGGAAAAUCAAUCAGUGGAGCUCUCACUCUAGAGACAUGAUUGAGAGUAUCAAAAGAUUUUACAGUAAUUCAUUUGUAGACGCUCAAAGACAAGAUGCCAUCAAUCUUUUCUUGGGUCAUUAUGUGUGGCAAGAGGGAAUGCCUGCUUUGUGGGAAAUGAACACUGAUUUUUAUUUACACAUGGGAUCAGACAUUGGUGCUUGCAAAAGAAGCUACACAAAAUGGUGGAAUAUUUAUCAUACCAAAAGUUUGCGGGAAACGAUAAAGGAAGAGAUAUAUGAUAAAAAGAAUGAUGUGACGAGGGAUAAAGUUAUCAAGAAUGUACGAGGCUAUCCGGGAGCUUUUGAUAACUAUUGGAAUGAGUAUUAUGCACCGCGGUUACUUUCGUCUUUGAAGGAUUUGUUUGCCUUUAAUAUGAAUUCUACAAGGCGAUAUAACAUCAAUGAGAAGCGAGGAAAUGCCGUGUCUCCAUUCCAUUCCAGGAAACAGAGCUUUUUAAAUAACAAACUGAAAGGUUUAGCUUCCAUGAAACCUACUAUAGAAAAUGUUUCAGUUUCCAGUAGUAUGGGCUUUUCAUUAAGAGACGAAAAUGAACUUUGCCAUGUAUUCUUGAAGAAGCAGGCCACUGAAUUAGGAGACCUUAAAGAGCAGCUAGAUGAGUUCAAUAUUCUUCAGAUUGGCUCCGAAAUAGCUAUGGUGGACAAAGACUAUGCAUUAGAAUCAGGCACUGUGUUUUCCUCUGACAAUAUGCCAUCACUAUACUCCGAAGCGUCAACGAGUUCUUUGCGCAUUGAAAGGAGCGUUUACGACCAUUACCAUAAAGCUUCUGAGUACAACGCUUUAGGAAAUUACUAUACGGCAGAUGCAUACGACGCGCACGUUACUGCAGAUGAGACGAAGGUAUAUGAAGCAUUUUACAAAAGUUAA
Lachancea nothofagi CBS 11611 is the source of this 2559-nucleotide messenger RNA. Lineage: Eukaryota; Fungi; Ascomycota; Saccharomycetes; Saccharomycetales; Saccharomycetaceae. The record is from the annotation of a GenBank genome assembly.